AUGGAGAUUUUAGCUAGAAUUCUUGCUAAAAAAGCUAGUAGCCCUAUGUUCAAGCUUCAUUGGAGAUGUGAGAAAACCAAAAUCGUCAAUUUGUGCUUUGCUGAUGACUUGAUGAUCUUUAGUAAAGGGGAUCCUGGUACUGUCAGCCUCAUUAUGCAGGGUUUGGAGGAAUUUAGGAGUUUGUCGGGCCUAACACCUAGCCCUAGGAAGAGUAACAUCUAUUUCUCGGGGUGUAGUAAGGAGCUUAAAGAGAACAUUCUUCAUAUUGCCAACUUUACCGAGGGUUCCCUCCCUGCGAAAUAUCUGGGGGUUGUUCGUGAUAUUGAGAGCCUUCUUAGAUCCUUUCUUUGGUCUCUGGUUGAAUUGAAGAAGCAUAGUGCUAAGAUUGUUUGGAAGAAAAUUUGCAAAUAUAAGAAUGAAGGAGGGCUUGGCUAUAAGGAAAUGGAGGUUUGGAACAAGGCUGCUACAGCCAAACAUGUCUAG
Camellia sinensis is the source of this 483-nucleotide messenger RNA. Lineage: Eukaryota; Viridiplantae; Streptophyta; Magnoliopsida; Ericales; Theaceae. The record is from RefSeq and is a predicted model, not a curated record.